AUGGCUAAGGACAUCGAGCAACUGAUGAUCGCUCAAGUGAAAAAUCAACCACAGGUGGGAUGUGACAUCUGUGGAUUGGGACACCCGUCUCAUGAGUGCCAAACAUUCACCGCAAAAGAAGAAGUUAAGCAGCAAAAUCCUAGAGCACCAGUGCAAGGACCUCCUAGCUUCCAAACUCAACAGAGGCAAUCAUACCAAACUCCACAGCCUAACAACUCAAGUUUAGAAGAUCUAAUGAAGGCAUUUAUAAAUAAAUCCGAUAAAAAACUUGAGACUCAAGGGACCACUAUCCGGGAGCAAGGCACAGCCAUCCAUAAUCUAGAAAGACAAAUGGGGCAGCUUGCAGCAUUGUUGUUAGAAAAGGCGCCGUGGACUUUGCCGGCGGACACUGAAAAGAAUCCAAAAGAGACAAUCAAAGCCGUGUUUCUCAGGAGUGGGAAAACAUUAGCAGAGCCCAAGAAAAUUGGUGAAUCUCUGCCUAAGGAGGAUGUUAGCAGCAAGGAGGUUGAUAAGCAGAAAGUGAGCAGCGAAGUUGAGGCAAGCAAGAACAUGCCAUUGUUACCAUUUCGUCAAAAGAUGAAGCGGGAGAAACUAGACAAAUGCUUUGGGAAAUUCUUGGAGAUGGUGAAACAGUUGUAUGUGGACAUUCCGUUCACGGAGGUGCUCACACUGAUGCCACCCUAUGCAAAGUUCCUGGAGGAAAUCCUUUCAAGCACAAGGAAGCUCGAGGAAAUGAAAUUGGUCAAACUCAAUGCCCACUGUAGUGCCAUUCUACAGAACAAAUUUCCUAAUAAGUGUGGGGAUCCUGGCAGUUUCACUAUACCUUGCUCGUUGGGUAGCAAAAAUUUUGACAAAGCAUUGUGCGAUUCAGGUGCAUCCAUUAACUUGAUGGCAUAG
Messenger RNA from Nicotiana attenuata, 897 nucleotides. RefSeq lists its product as uncharacterized. The record is from RefSeq and is a predicted model, not a curated record. The transcript is spliced from 3 exons. NCBI's taxonomy places the organism in Eukaryota, Viridiplantae, Streptophyta, Magnoliopsida, Solanales, Solanaceae. The coding region runs from base 1 to 897 and encodes 298 amino acids.